This is a messenger RNA of Mucor mucedo, 282 nucleotides long. RefSeq names its product HIT-like domain-containing protein. Gene Ontology annotation, molecular function: catalytic activity. The coding region runs from base 1 to 282 and encodes 93 amino acids. Lineage: Eukaryota; Fungi; Mucoromycota; Mucoromycetes; Mucorales; Mucoraceae. The record is from RefSeq and is a predicted model, not a curated record. The transcript has 3 exons.
AUGGCGUGUUGUUCUGUAGGUAAAAAGAAGGAGUGUAUAUUUUGUCAUAUCGGAGACUCCGUAGGUGCUAGAAUUGUGAUUGAGACGGAACAUUUGGUUGCUUUUCGAGAUCGUUCACCAUCAUCGCAAGUUCAUUUACUCGUGAUACCGAAACAACAUGUGCGUACUGUGAAAGAUUUGGAUGAAGGUCAUGUUGCAUUAGUGCAGGAAAUGGUGGAUUUGGGUAAACGUUUGUUAAAAGAACAAGGAUAUAAUCCAGAGGAUACAACGCAAACACGGUAA